Molecule: messenger RNA, 1209 nt
Organism: Solanum dulcamara
Lineage: Eukaryota; Viridiplantae; Streptophyta; Magnoliopsida; Solanales; Solanaceae
Product: caffeoylshikimate esterase
Exons: 2
Coding region: 88-1071 (327 amino acids)
Cellular component (GO): membrane
Molecular function (GO): lipase activity
Source: RefSeq, a predicted model, not a curated record
CACCCAAUCACUCCAAAAAUUUCAUACCAACUCCAACAUACUGCCCGCCACCUACUCUACGUUUACCACUCAAAGCUACCGGAAGAAAUGGCGUCGGAAGCUCCGGCAACCGCAGCUAACUACUGGGGCGAUAUGCCGGAGGAAGAGUACUAUGCCUCUCAAGGAGUGCGCAAUUCCAAAUCUUACUUCGACACACCCAACGGCAAGCUCUUCACUCAAUCAUUUCUCCCCCUUGACCCAAAUGUGUCUCCUAAGGGCACUGUUUACAUGACCCAUGGAUAUGGAUCCGAUACUGGUUGGCUAUUUCAGAAGAUAUGCAUCAGUUAUGCAACUUGGGGUUAUUCUGUGUUUGCUGCCGAUCUGCUCGGACACGGCCGCUCCGAUGGAAUCCGAUGCUACGUUGGAGACUUGGAGAAGAUCGCUUCUACUUCCUUGUGCUUUUUCAAGAGCGUAAGGAAUAGCGAUGAGUACAAGGAUUUACCGGCGUUUCUGUUCGGGGAAUCUAUGGGUGGGCUAGCUACUCUGCUCAUGUACUUCCAAUCGGAGCCGGAUACUUGGACCGGGUUGAUCUUCUCCGCCCCGCUUUUCGUCAUUCCUGAGCCUAUGAAGCCUUCUAAGGUACAUUUAUUCAUGUAUGGGCUGCUAUUUGGAUUUGCCGAUACAUGGGCAGCUAUGCCAGACAAUAAAAUGGUGGGCAAGGCUAUCAAGGACCCUGAGAAACUGAAAAUAAUCGCAAGCAAUCCCAGGAGAUACACUGGGAAGCCAAGGGUUGGAACUAUGAGGGAGAUUGCUAGGCAAUGUGAAUACGUCCAAAACAAUUUCCGCAAGGUGACUGCUCCCUUUUUUACAGCGCAUGGUACCUCAGAUGGUCUUGCAUGCCCUACGGGCUCAAAAUUGUUGUAUGAGAAGGCAAGCAGUGAGGACAAGACCCUCAAGAUUUACGAUGGAAUGUAUCAUUCCUUGAUCCAAGGGGAGCCUGAUGAUGCUGUCACUCUUGUUUUAGGUGAUAUGAGGGCUUGGAUUGAUGAGAGGGUUGAGAAGUAUGGUCCAAAAAUCAAUGGCUCUACAUAAUAAUACUCUUCAACUUUGAACUCUGCUUAAUCCAUGUAUUCUUUGGUGCUUGACCCCAAAUUUGGUAGUUGAGCGUAUCAUAUCCUUUGCAGAAACCAUAGUAUUUUUAAUUACUAUUCGUCCGAGAUAUUCUCUCUA